Messenger RNA from Cataglyphis hispanica, 2768 nucleotides. RefSeq names its product fatty acid 2-hydroxylase (gene Fa2h). Gene Ontology annotation, cellular component: endoplasmic reticulum; membrane. Gene Ontology annotation, biological process: fatty acid metabolic process; lipid biosynthetic process. Gene Ontology annotation, molecular function: iron ion binding; heme binding; fatty acid 2-hydroxylase activity. The record is from RefSeq and is a predicted model, not a curated record. Lineage: Eukaryota; Metazoa; Arthropoda; Insecta; Hymenoptera; Formicidae. The coding region runs from base 579 to 1655 and encodes 358 amino acids. The transcript has 6 exons.
UAUUAAGUAUAACAAUGUCAUUUUUUUAUGAUAUGUACGCGUAAUAUAAGCAUCCAUGUGAAUAUUCCCACUUUUGCAAAUAUCUUAUCUGUUAUAGAUUACCACGUCACAAACGUUGAUAAUAAUGCAUAUUAGUAAAAUGCAUUGGAGUGUACGAUGCAAGUUUUGUAAUGUAAGCAAGAUACCUGAGUUGUCGAUACAGUAGACAAUAACUGAUAUUACCUUGGCGCGAAUAAAGUAAUUUAAGAGUGAUUAGAUGAGUGCGCUGUAGACGAGAAGUGUAGGGGAUUUGAAGUAGCAUGACUUAUAAAAAAUGAAAAAUUAUGAGGAAGAAUAUAAGUGAAGGAUCACGAUUGCGAGUCGUAUAGUAGACAAGUAGGAAACGGUUGCAAGAAGAUCGAGAGACUAGGGACCAUCUUAGGAAGAGAUCGAGAGUGAGAUUCUUCAACGGAUUUCAGAAAAUUUCUUUUUCCGCGAAGUUGGUAUUUGAGAAUUUGUAACAGGAUAUCUUGAAGUAUAGACGGAUAUCUUGAAAUUAUAAUUUACAAUAGUUAACUCUUCUUUUUUACAAUUAUACAAUGGAUAUCCGUCAAAAUAAAAAAUUCGAUAGCACAUUCUAUUUAGAGAAUGUGUGUGCGAAUAUUCUCAAAGUGAAUAAUGUCAAUACAAUUUGUGCAAAUCAAAACGAACUGAGUUAUUAUCAUAACGACACAACGCGGAAAAAAUCGGACUUUCAUGUUAAAUAUCGAAAUCGCGUUUAUAAUAUACGAAAUUUCUUAAAUUAUCAUCCGGGAGGAAAAAAUGCGCUUACAUAUUUGAAGGAUCAAAACUUAGAUGAUGAAUUAGCGAAACAUCCCCAUUCCAAAUCUGCCUACUAUCUUCUCGAAGAAUUUGCCGUCCAAUUCCAAGAGAGAUAUAACGAGUGCGAAGACUUAGUUAAUUGGAAUGCGCCGAUAUUACGCCAAGUGGGCUUUAUGGGCGAUCGAUAUUGGGAAUGGGUAAAUCUGCCAGUAAACCGACCUAUACGAUUUUUUCAAUCGGACAUUUUAGAAUUAUUAUCGAUUACGCCAUGGUACAUCAUACCGAUCGUCUGGUUUCCCAUAGUUACAUAUUUCUUUUACAUGGGAUGUGUUGGAAAUAUUUCGACAAACAUCGUGAUCACGUUGCAAAGGAUUUUAUCGUCAUUUGUUCUGGGGAUAUCUAUCUGGACUGUUACGGAAUAUUUCAUACAUCGGAAAGUAUUUCAUUUAAAACCACCGCAUAAUUCGAGGUUACUAAUUACUUUGCAUUUUCUAUUUCAUGGGUGUCAUCAUAAGGCACCAUUAGAUGAAAGAAGACUGGUGCUUCCACCGAUAUUAGGUUUAAGCAUAGCAGCAAUUAUUUGGCAAAUUUAUAAAGCCAUAUUUCCUUUGGAAAUAGUUCAUUUUGUCACCUCUGUUACUAUAAUGGGCUAUUUAUGUUAUGAUCUAAUGCACUAUUACUUGCAUAAUGGAGCACCGAAAGCCGAAUCGUAUUUGUAUACAAUGAAAAGAAGACACAAUUAUCAUCAUUUUUUACAUCAUAAUCAAGGAUUUGGAGUUACCAGUGAAUUAUGGGAUCGAUUACUCAAGACAGAUCUAAAUUUACGGAAAUUAAACAAACCAUUAGAAUGGUAAAACAAUAAUGAAAAAGAGAAUUAUUAUUAUUAUAUUUAUAUUUAUUGCUUAUAUUUAUAUUUAUUGAUUGGUAUUCUUCUUUUAAAUAUUUGUAUUUGCACAUUUUAUUAUCCAUAAAUAUAAUCGUUCGUAACAAUGUGUCAUACAAAUUGUUAUAUCCAUUUAAUUUUCAAUAAAAGUAUAUAUUUCUUAAUAAUGGAAAAACACAUUUUUUCGCUCAAAUUUCAAUCUCGUGAAUUAAAGAUAAUGAUAAUGGUAACUAUCGUUGUCAUUAUUAAAGUUUGACACAUGCUCAUAAAAAAUAUUUAGUAAUAUCAAAUCUGGCUAAAAUUUAAUUUAAAAUCCAAAUUAAUUUUGUCGAUUUAUUUAAAAAGUUUGUUAAUUAAAUAUGAUAACAUAUGAUAUGAAUGAAUUUCACAAUAAAAAAAGUACUGGCUACUAUUUAAAAAAACAAAAAUGACCUUGAAAUCUCCAAGAUUUCUUUACCUGUCAGUUUUUUUUGCUAUGUUCUAAUAACUUCUUCUAACUCUUUUAACCUAGUGUUCAAUUAUUUUAACUCAUUGUCAAUCAUUUUCAAAAUAUAUUGAUUUAUAGAUUAGAAUGGGUCAUUCUGUAUUUAUGAUCGUCGAUAGAAUAAUAUUGUAGAACAUUAUGAAAUUUAUUAAAAUAUCUAUGGAUAUUUUCUAUGAAGCGAUAAUGACUAAGGAUUUUUAACAAGAUUUAUAAAUCUCUUCACGCCCUCACAAUAUUAUUAAAAAUUUAUAUUUAUAUUAUGAAACAUUUUCUAUGCACAUAGAUGCAAAUUAUUUGUAACACCACAAAGUAUUAUUAAAGUGUGAAAUGUGAAACGCAUUAACAUGCAUAAACGGGGUGAUCAAAAUAAUUGAUACAAGAUUAUUAAUGUCCUUUUAAUACCGGUGAGCAAAAAUGCAUUCUUCAUAACUGAGAGAGAGUUGUAUUUUUGGAUACACGUACAGAGCAACAUAAUUUUUUUAAUUAUCGUUUACAUGUUGAAUGUUUUAGAAUAUAAAAAGGCAGAGGCAGAGUUGUAUAAAGUAUAGAUAUUAAUAGUCUAUAUAUCUAUCAUGUGAUAAGACUCUCUCAUUAUUUUAU